Puccinia triticina is the source of this 708-nucleotide messenger RNA. RefSeq lists its product as uncharacterized. The record is from RefSeq and is a predicted model, not a curated record. The coding region runs from base 1 to 708 and encodes 235 amino acids. The transcript has 2 exons. Lineage: Eukaryota; Fungi; Basidiomycota; Pucciniomycetes; Pucciniales; Pucciniaceae.
AUGAAAUUCUUCAGCUUAUUCCUAUGCACAUUAAUAUCGAUGACUGUUCUUACCGCUCCUGACGGGCGCAGUGCGGCUAGACAAAGACGAUCUUUCGACAAUGAAAUCAAGGAAUCCUGGAUUAUGCAUAAACGUGCUGCCCCUGCUACUCCCCCUGUCCCCACGGGCGAUGCCGCUCUUGCCAGUGCUAAACCCGAGGAUCCCAGCGGAAUCUUAGGGAGCGGUAUCAGUGGGACGGACGCCAAAAAUCUGGUCAUGGAGUUCUUGAGGUCGCCAGUCACUCCAGGAAAACCUCCCACCUCCAGCAAGGUCGGCAAAACCAAGGCGCUAGAGAUUUACUCCGCGUUGGAAAUGGUCCAGAUGGCCAUCGAUCCCGAGCCGCUGUCCCCCAAGGCGGCUGGAAUGUUUCUGCGAAUUUUGAAGAGACUGGAGGGGAGGAUCACUGGCGAGGCUGGUGAAGGCAAUUCGCCCGGCAAUUCGCCCGGCAAGUCGCCAGGCAAGUUACCAGGCAAGUUACUAGGCAAGUCACCAGGCAAGUCGUCUAGAUUUGGCAAGCGGGCACCACUUCCAGCGACAGUAACACCCCCACCAGGAGAUGCAACAUCGACUAUGCCAAAACCAACGACGCCGGCAGGUUCUGGAACAAAGACCAAUAAGGAUUUGUUGAAAGCUUUUAUCGACACUCUUCCUGAAAAAACUUCAACCUAA